UCAUGGUAGCCAGUAACUUGCCUUGAAAGGUAUCUAUGUUCCCCAUUCUGCAAAAUGUUUGAUUGUGGUUACAAGUCACAAUACAUUGGUGGCCAGAAGGAAAAAUUUGUGAGGUUGGAUGAUUUUGAUUCGUUAUCAGUGACUUCUAGCAAUAAAGGAAUGAAGAAACUGAGAUUUAAUGUAGACGGUUUCAACAUAAGUACUGGACAUGAGAAGAAAAAUGCAUCAAAAUCUUUUAGACAUGGGAUGAAAAAAGGAUCAAAAGGAUUGGUGACAAUUGGACGAUCACUUAAAACUGGAGUCGCUCGUGCAGUAUUUCUAGAGGACCUUAAGGUGUCUGAGAAGAUGAUUUUUGACCCUCAACACAAAUCUCUUCUGUUAUGGAAUAGGCUUUUGGUCAUGUCAUGCAUUUUAUCAGUAUCCAUUGAUCCUUUGUUUUUUUACCUUCCUGUCUUCAACUAUCAAAUGACUUGUCUGGGUAUGGAUACAAAGUUAGCAGCAGCAAUUACAACUAUGAGGACGACACUUGAUGUUUUCUAUCUGAUUCGCAUUGCUCUUCAGUUUCGAACAGCCUAUGUUGCACCAUCAUCACGGGUUUUCGGACGAGGUGAACUUGUGAUUGAUCCGGCACAGAUAGCCUCCCGGUAUUUAAGCCGCUAUUUUAUUGUUGAUCUUCUCUCUGUGCUACCUCUGCCACAGAUAGUGGUAUGGAAAUAUCUUACUAAUAAAAAGAAGGGCUCGGAGGUGUUAGCUACGAAGCAGGCGUUGCUAAUUAUUGUUUUUUCUCAAUACAUCCCAAGGUUUGGUCGCUUUUUUCCUUUGACUUCAGACCUGAAAAAGAGUGCUGGUUCCUUUGCUGAGAGUGCUUUAGCCGGUGCUGCGUACUAUCUACUUUGGUACUUGCUUGCAAGUCAUAUAGCAGGGGCUUUCUGGUAUUUGCUAGCCAUUGAACGUAAAGGCACUUGCUGGAGAGAAGCUUGCAGGCUAAGUGGGAAAUGUAACGUAGACUUCUUGUACUGUGGCAAUAAAUUACUGCGAGGUUACCAUGAUUGGCGAAGGAUAAGUGAUAAAGUUCUUGGAAACAAAUGUGAUGUCGACAAAGAUGAUAAUUCACGAUUUAAUUAUGGAAUCUAUUUCCAGGCCAUGUCCUCAGACAUUGUGUCAUCCAGGAAGUUUGUCUCCAAAUUCUUUUACUGUUUAUGGUGGGGCCUGCAAAAUUUGAGUACUCUUGGCCAGGGUCUCCAAACAAGCACCUAUCCUUUGGAAGUUAUCUUUUCCAUACUGUUAGCUAUUUCUGGGCUUAUCCUCUUUGCACUUCUGAUUGGAAAUAUGCAGACCUACCUUCAGUCUCUUAGUGUUCGUUUAGAGGAGAUGAGGAUCAAAAGGCGUGAUUCUGAGCAGUGGAUGCAUCAUCGCUUGCUUCCACAUGAUCUUAGAGAGCGAGUUAGGAAAUAUGAUCAGUACAAAUGGUUCGAAACUCGUGGAGUGGAUGAAGAGAAUUUGGUCCAGAAUCUACCGAAAGAUCUAAGAAGGGAUAUCAAGAGGCAUCUCUGUCUGAAUUUGGUCAGAAGAGUCCCUCUAUUUGCCAAUAUGGAUGAAAGAUUGUUGGAUGCCAUUUGCGAGAGACUGAAGCCAAGUUUGUAUACAGAGGAGACUUACAUAGUCCGUGAAGGGGAUCCAGUUGACAAGAUGCUUUUCAUCAUUCGCGGACGCUUAGAGAGUGUAACUACAGAUGGCGGAAGGAGUGGGUUUUUCAACCGAGGUGUAUUGAAAGAAGGGGACUUUUGUGGUGAGGAGCUUCUGACUUGGGCACUAGACCCUAAAUCUCUUGGCAAUUUGCCAUUAUCAACUAGAACAGUGGGGGCAUUGACUGAGGUGGAGGCUUUUGCCUUGGAAGCUGAAGAGCUGAAGUUUGUUGCAUCUCAAUUUAGGCGUCUUCAUAGUAGGCAGGUGCAACACACCUUCCGCUUCUACUCUCAGCAAUGGAGGACUUGGGCUGCCUGCUUUAUCCAAACUGCUUGGCGACGGUAUUCCAGGAGGAAAGCAGCAGAACUUCGCCGCCUAGAAGAAGAGGAGGAGGAGGAUGUAGACUAUGAUGAAGAAGAUGAAGAUGAUGGCGAUGAUGAUGAUGAUGAUGAUGAAAGGGCAUUGGUUGGAGAACUUGGCUCUGCCAGACUACGUGCAACAAUCUUCGCUUCUCGCUUUGCUGCCAAUGCUCUUCGUGGACACAAGCUUCGCGGCUCGAAUUCCAGAGGCCUGAAGAAGCUGCAGAAGCCCCCAGAACCGGACUUCAAUGAAGAGUGAUUAGUGAAGUAGGGAUGGUUCUAUCUGUCUGAAUAUUCUUAUAUAUAUUGGUUAAUUGGAAAGUAGAGAGCAUCAUUUCAACCAAACUGUGUUUUGUUUUAUAUUGUUUAGCUGUGUCCUACAAACUAGUUGUGGUGGACCUUAAAUAAGGUUAGGUUUAUUAACAUGAGGAUUCCUUUGUAAAUUA
Molecule: messenger RNA, 2491 nt
Organism: Populus nigra (black poplar)
Lineage: Eukaryota; Viridiplantae; Streptophyta; Magnoliopsida; Malpighiales; Salicaceae
Product: putative cyclic nucleotide-gated ion channel 7
Exons: 7
Coding region: 55-2304 (749 amino acids)
Biological process (GO): monoatomic ion transport; transmembrane transport
Cellular component (GO): membrane
Molecular function (GO): monoatomic ion channel activity
Source: RefSeq, a predicted model, not a curated record